Phytomonas sp. EM1 is the source of this 1908-nucleotide messenger RNA. Lineage: Eukaryota; Euglenozoa; Kinetoplastea; Trypanosomatida; Trypanosomatidae. The record is from the annotation of a GenBank genome assembly.
AUGUUUAAAAUGCUGUAUCGCUCUUCUUAUGGGAGAGAAUUGUCUACUAUUCUCACCCAGCGACGUUUUAAGAUGACAGGAUUUAGCAUUUUUGUGCGGGAAACCCAAAAGGAACAUCAUAUAUUAAAGGCUAAAACUCUCCCUGAAGGUUCGAAGAAAAACAUGAAGAUUAUGUCAUCGCUUUGGCGUAAGCUUUCCAAGAGAAAACGAAUGAAGUACAACCAGCGAGCGUCUGUUGAACAGCUUUUAAAUAUUAAGGAUUUAUCGAAGAAAAACAGUAGCUUCAAUAUGGUUAUGCAGGUGCUCGCACAGGAUAAAGCUCUUCUGAACGUAGGUGAUGAACACUUUGUAGCAAGGCUUGCAUCCCGCACAGCGCGUGCACUUUCAGCAAAUGAUCUUGUAAAGCUAAUGAAGAAGUUGAAUGUCGAAUGGACAAAGCCAAUCCAACAAAAACUUUCAGGAAAGCACGCUGCCAAAUUUCAACGAAUGAUGUUUCCAAGCAUGAGAAACUUUUCGUCAUUUACUGAAAUGCAACACGCAGUGGCGCCAACUCGUCAAAUCUUGUAUGUUGCUGUUUGUCGCAUCCUUGCAGGCUAUCACAUCUCCUGGAGCGGGGAUCUGAAUCUGAAAGAGAAGUUCAAUUCCCUUGAUAGUAAGGUUAAGUCGUUGUUCAACCCCAUCUCUGAGGAGGAAUCACCUUUCUUUGAGACCUUUUGUGCGAGAAAUUGUGCAGGUUUUGAUGAGGAGCACUUCAACAUUAUCAUUCUCUUUGCACAAUUUCGUCAAAUUAUUGCGAAAGUCGUAACAGCCUCAGAUAUUGAUAUUGCGAUUUAUCGCAGCAUGUUGGCGGACGAAAGAUGCCACGAACCGGUCUACUUCAAAGUUCGACGUGUUCUCCCUUGUGCAAGGGAUUGCAGAAGUUCUGACUGCGGUACUUUUAUUUGCAGCAGAGCACCUGAGAGCCUUGUUGUAGAUCCUCAAUCCUAUGGUAUCCACAAAAAUUUUGACGAUGUGGAUGUGGCUACGCAACUUGCGGAGACCCGCCUAAGUCAAUCUGUCUAUGAUGAUAUUUUAGAUAGGGCAGCAGUGCUUCGACCUAAGGAGAAUGAAAAAAAAUUAAAGAUAUAUAUUGUGAAAAAUAUGCGCAAAGAGUUAGCGGCUAAUGACUCCUCAACAAUGGAAAAAAUUGCUAAGCAAGGCGUGCUGUUAGCUUCGAAGCUCUUGCAGUUAGGUAUGGGAUUGUCAAAAAUACCCCUUGUGUCGCGAUGCACUUCUGAGCAAUCAGGACUUACUGCUAUGCAGGAAGCCCCUCAGCUGACAGGUAAAUCAAAUGCGGAAAAACCAGAUAUUGAUUCUCCUUCCUUGAUUAGCGAUGGAAAUCAUAUAAUUAAGGCAUCUACCGUGAAGCAGCGUAAGACAAGAAGAUCCUUGAAGAAGUAUCAUAAAGUAUUCGAAGAAGAAAGUCAUGAGCAAUUAAAUGAAUCUGUUUCUAAUAAUCAGAAAUCGAACGAGAAAAGACGGCAAGAUGCGGAAUUCGAAGAGUAUAGUGAUGACUUUUCUACCGAUGACUACAUGCACAUGCUGGAUGAUGAAGUCGCAACUUGGGAUAGCCUUGAUUUACCUUCCCAAAAUAUGGGUCAGGAGGUUACUGUGUCUCUUAAGGAAACCGCUUUCAGCAUAUCCGAAGAAGGAAGCAUGGAGAAGGACCUUCCUAAGAAAUCGUGUGCGCGCAGAAUUUUAAGGAGUGCUAGGGUCCAGGACGACGUUAUGUUGGACCCCAAGCAUUCUAUUAUUUUCAAGCAUAAGCACAAACCAAGCAAGGAGAAAAUUGUGGGUACGCACCAUCAACUCUUCCCUAGUCUUGAGAAAGGUACUAUUGUAAAGCUACUUAAAAAAACAGCUUGCUAA